This is a messenger RNA of Dovyalis caffra, 558 nucleotides long. The record is from the annotation of a GenBank genome assembly. NCBI's taxonomy places the organism in Eukaryota, Viridiplantae, Streptophyta, Magnoliopsida, Malpighiales, Salicaceae.
AUGGAUUCUGGUUCAAAUGGAGAGGAGCCCGCUUCGUGGGAAGAGCUUUACAAUAUCAAUUUGAUACCAUCGGAGUUGUUUCUCAAGUUCAGAAAGGAAAUUGAGGGGAUUCGGGUUGGUGUCAAUUUAGAGUUCUAUAAUGCUCCAAUCAAUGAAUUCCAAGGCAAGAUUGUUCUGAAACCCUUAUCCCCUGACCGGAGGUGGAAAUUCAUAUGUGAACCAAUACAUCAGGAUGUCCGCAUUCUUUCAAAGAAGAUUCCUGUCACCAAGUUUCUAAAUCUUCAGGUUGGCAUAGGCCAUAAUUUUCAGUUGCAUGCUACUGGUUGGAAAUGGAAGCUUACAACUUGUUUCGGUGGAGAUGGCAUAUCUAGGCUUCGGAAUAAGACAUCUCUUGGGCUGUUCCCUGGCAUGGAUUUGCGGUUUGGGUGGAGGGCAGAUUAUGUUCUUCCAGAACUUACUGGGGCUUUGGGUACCAGUGAGCCAUUGUUCAACAUGAACUCAGGACGACUGCAAGCAUCACUAGAUAGAGUUGAGGCCAUUCUAACCCAUCCGUCAUGA